This is a messenger RNA of Protomyces lactucae-debilis, 417 nucleotides long. RefSeq lists its product as uncharacterized. The record is from RefSeq and is a predicted model, not a curated record. The transcript is spliced from 2 exons. NCBI's taxonomy places the organism in Eukaryota, Fungi, Ascomycota, Taphrinomycetes, Taphrinales, Protomycetaceae. The coding region runs from base 1 to 417 and encodes 138 amino acids.
AUGCGCACCACUGCAUUCACGCUUUGUACUUUGCUGCCAUUCCCCUGGCCUUCAACAGUCUCUGCAUCGAAUAAGGAUACGGUGCAGUAUUGCUUCUUUAUCGGCAGCGAAGCCCUUGAGUACCAGCCAAUUUGCGUGCAACCAAGCGUUGCAGAUGACCGAACAAAGCUUGUUAACGAAGGAUUUGGCUGCGAUGUUACCGCAUUCUCAAAAGAUGAUAGGCAACAAGUGGAAAAGAAUUAUCCAGGUAUCAAUUUGAACUCAUUUCAUCGCAACCAUAAUUGGGAUGUAUUGGUGUGCAACUAUUUCCGAACGGAUUACCCUACUAGAUGCAAGUUCAACCGAGAAGGCCCGAUGCUGGACUGCAAAGGCGUCGAGGACUUCCCAGACUUCCACAUGAAAGCAGACACAAAGUAG